This is a messenger RNA of Ceutorhynchus assimilis (cabbage seed weevil), 1665 nucleotides long. NCBI's taxonomy places the organism in Eukaryota, Metazoa, Arthropoda, Insecta, Coleoptera, Curculionidae. The record is from the annotation of a GenBank genome assembly.
AUGCUUCAACAUAAAAUAAGCUUGUAUUAUUUUGUUUUAAUUUUAAUUAAUUUGUUUAAUUAUUAUAAUGUUUAUUGUGAAGAAACUUGUGAAAAAUCGGAUCGUGGAGAGAUGGAGUGUACGGAAAUGGAAAAUUUGUUUUCCGAAGAGCUCAAUGCUGCUUUGAAAGUGCUAGAUUUGGACGAAACUUUAAUUCACUCGCAUCAUGAUGGUGUCGUAAGACAAACCGUAAAGCCUGGUGUUCCAGCUGAUUUCAUCCUAAAAGUAACCAUUGACAGACACCCAGUGCGGUUUUUUGUACACAAAAGGCCCCACGUUGAUUUCUUCUUGGAUAUUGUAUCUCAAUGGUACGAGCUUGUGGUUUUUACAGCCAGCAUGGAAAUAUACGGGGCGGCAGUAGCCGACAUACUAGACUCUGGCAGAAACAUUUUGCAUAGAAGAUAUUACCGGCAACAUUGCACUCCAGACUUUGGCUCAUACACUAAAGAUUUGAGCGCUAUUUGCAGGGAUCUUUCUAGCGUUUUUAUUUUGGACAAUAGUCCAGGGGCUUAUAAAGCGUUUCCUGAUAAUGCUGUGCCAAUUAAGUCAUGGUUUUCGGAUCCUUCGGAUGUGGCUUUGCUGAAUUUGCUUCCUAUGUUGGAUGCACUGCGUUUUACAGUUGAUGUAAGGCUAAAUAUUUUGUGUUGUACCAUUUUGUUUUUGGUAGAUGUUCUAGUCUUCACAGUUGCCACAAACGAAACGGACGGUUUCAGACGUUACCUGGACUCGGCCAAGAAAUUCGGCAUCGAACCCCUAGUCCUAGGAAAAAACGAAAAAUGGAAAGGGGGCGACAUGCAUGGCCCCGGGGGCGGCUGGAAAAUCAACCUUUUGAAGACUGCUUUAGAUAAUUACAAAGAUCCCGAAGACGAUAAAAUCGUCUUAUUUACUGACGCUUACGAUGUGAUAUUUUUGGGCCAAAUGAGCGAAAUUAUAAGGAGGUUUAAAAGUACCGGAGCUAGAGUACUUUUUGGGGCGGAGCCCUAUUGUUGGCCUAAUGUUGAAUUGGCUGUCAAAUAUCCUGAGGUUGAUAAAGGACAAAGAUUCCUCAAUUCUGGUAUUUACAUUGGAUAUUUACCAGAACUAAAACAAAUAUUAAACAGAGUUGAAAUAGCUGACAACGGUGAUGACCAACUAUUUUUCACUGAGGCCUAUUUGGACCAAGAAUUCAGAAACAAAACCGGUUUGAAAUUAGACCAUUUAAGUGAAAUAUUUCAAAACAUGCAUGGAGUUACAGAAUCUCUUGAAAUCAAAACUUUGGAAAACAAAGAUGCAGGACCUGAAUUAUAUUUCCUGAAAAAUUCCGAUACCGGCACUGAGCCUCUGAUAAUUCACGGCAACGGUUUGUCUAAACUCAACUUGAAUUAUCUAAGUAAUUAUUUGCCCAAUGGGGUUUGGAAUUCUCAGGAUGGUUGUACAAGCUUUGCUCAUUUGGACAACCCUUACACCUUGAAAUUGCUCAUUGAACAAAACCGGACAGUGGUAGCUCCAAUGCUGGUUAGACCUGGAAAAGCUUGGAGCAAUUUUUGGGGGGCUCUGACCAAAGAUGGAUUUUAUGCCAGGUCUAAUGAUUACAUGGAUAUUGUACAUCAAGAGAAAAGUUAUUAUGUUGGUACUCUUUGUUCUUGA